This is a messenger RNA of Komagataella phaffii GS115, 1077 nucleotides long. RefSeq names its product Mitochondrial tRNA pseudouridine synthase involved in pseudouridylation of mitochondrial tRNAs. The transcript has a single exon. The record is from RefSeq and is a predicted model, not a curated record. Gene Ontology annotation, biological process: pseudouridine synthesis. Gene Ontology annotation, molecular function: pseudouridine synthase activity; RNA binding. Bases 1 to 1077 code for a protein of 358 amino acids. Lineage: Eukaryota; Fungi; Ascomycota; Pichiomycetes; Pichiales; Pichiaceae.
AUGGAGAUGAGAUAUACGAUAAAUGCUAACUUGAGGCAAUGCAAUCCGUAUUUUUAUACCCAUGUAUUCCAUGUUAAAGGGAGAUGGAUUGGCAUGACAGUUUUGGACGUUUUUUGCAAUGAGUUCAAAUCAAGGAGUGAGGAGUAUUAUAGAUUAAACAUUGACAAUGGAACAAUAAAACUCAUACGCAAUAGGGGCCUCGCAACAGAGCAAACAAUAGACAAAAGUCUUUUGUAUAGUACUCUUAUUAAAAGUGGUGACUGCGUAGUGAAUACAGAACACAAACAUGAACCUGAGGUUGGUAUCGGGGAAGAGAUUGUCUACCAGGAUGAUAAUAUUUUGGUUGUGAACAAGCCAUGCGGUGUUCCUGUACAUCCUACGGGCAAGUAUUAUUACAACACUAUGACAGAAAUUAUGAAAAAUGAAUUGGGUGUAUCGUCACUUUACCCGUGUCAUCGAUUGGACAGAUUGACUUCAGGUAUUUUGAUUAUUGGAAAGACACCCCGUGCCGCAGCAAAGUAUCAAACCCAGUUGAAACAGAACUCCAUACAAAAAACAUACAUUGCUCGUGUAGAUGGUGAAUUCCCGAUGGGCAAUAUCGUUUGUUCGGAUAAAAUUGUUAACAUAGAUUGUAAAAGGGGAAAAGAAAACGGAAUUACAGAACCAAAAGAAGCACUUACUAAUUUCCAACGGCUCGCAUAUAGUACUAGCUUAAAUCAAAGUAUAGUAAAAUGCAGCCCGAAAACAGGUCGGACUCACCAGAUUCGGAUCCAUCUCAGAAACCUGGGCCAUCCCAUAGCAAAUGAUCCACUGUAUGGUUUCAACGAGUUGCUUGGUAUAAGAAGAGAAUCACCGUGUGGAACGCUAAGUGAAAAGUCAUUUGAACAAGUUGUUAAAUUAGCAACAAAGAAAAGAGAUGAAUCAAGGUCUGCAAAUACUUGCCCAAAAUGCGGAAUCAACUUGUACAGGCAAAGGAAUCCAGAAGAGUUGGGAAUAUGGCUGCACGCGCUUAGUUAUCGGUCAAUUGACUGGAAGUUUCAUACUCGGUAUCCUCCUUGGGCUAAACUGCAGGUUUGA